AUGGGGGAUGAGAACAGCCUGUCUCGGCAGAUAGAGAGUGUGGAGAGGAGCGUGGUGUUCCUGAGGCAGGAGCACCUCACUUUGCUCCACGGCCUCCACCUGGAGAUCCUGUCCCUGCAGAAGCGAUGCUCAGAGUUGACAAGCGAGCUGAAGGUGAAGCCUCCGGGCAGGAGUCAGAUCGAAUUGCAGGAGGAAGAGGAGCUCCUGGAGGCCCACUGUCGGGAUGUGGAGAACCGUCUGGCGGAGCAGGAGUGCACCUUAGGAGAGCUUCGUAAGGAGCUCACUCACAAAGGGGCUCUGGUGGGAGCCCUCAGAGCCAAUCUCAAGGAAAAGGAGCGCCACUUUCUGGAGGAGUUGAAGCGCCGCAGCCACUGCUCGACCGUCCUCAACACAGAGCUGCAGAAGCAAACGGAGGCAGCAGCGUACCUCUCCUUCCAGCUGCAUGCUGCCAGGCAGAAACUGCACCACCAGCGGAUGCAGCAGAGGCAGGGACUCCUCGCCAGAGCCAAUAGUCAGGGGGCCCAGUAUAGUGCCGAGCAGAACUCUGUUUCUUCACAGAUGCUGUCCGAAGCCUCUCCUUCCUCCCCCGUGGUUAAACCCAAGCGGAAGAGCGUCAGGGCAUCCUCGAGAGUGGAGCGCGCCCGGGAGUGUGUGCCCAUAGAGAAAGUGAUGGGUCCUGCAGAGCCCACGGCCAUGCCCGACCCCGCGCUCUUCCUCCACCCUCGGAGGCACAGAGCUCGCUCCAGGCACGCUCAGAGACAACCUCCGCUGGGCCUGGAGAAGGAAAAUGAGGAGGAGGGAGGUGGAGAAGGGCCAGUGGAGCCCAAGGAUGAAGCUGCCAGACUGGUGUCUUCAGCAGCAGCGCCCCCUGCUGCUGAGACGAAGGCAGAUUAAUAACUACUUCGACGUGUGCUUUUAACUACUGUAUGAUUCUCUCCUGUCAGACUGUUAAUGCUGUUAACUGUUCUGCACCUUGACUGAAUUGAUACUGAGGCUGAUUUUAGUUAUUAAUGAUAUUACACUUACAACAGACAGUUUUUUUUUUUUUUUUUUUUUUUAAUGGACUUUGAUAUAACCUUAAAUAACUUGCUAAGCAGAAGUCAGUGUCACUUUAAGUCCGUCUUUGAAAUGAGGAGGGUCUGUUUACACUGCUGUUGAGCGCUCUGUAUACUGCGGGGCCUGUUUUCCAAGUAGGCCCCUUUUGAUUUAUAGUGAGUUUAAAGUGGACUCCAAGCCCAGUUGGGUGACCCAAACAACUGUGAGCUUUCAAGGCCAACCGUAAAUCAGACCAUGUGGCCAAACGUUUGUGUGGCCACCGACUGAGUCACAGCUGAAAAUAUAUGAGAUGGUGGACACUUCCAGAAAACUAUUGAUCAAAGUAUGUUUCCCCUUUCUUUAAAUAGAACAGAAUAGAAACAGUAACUUGCAAUUCUUUCUUUUUUUAAUUUCUUUUUUUUAAAAAUCCAUGAUCACUAAACACCACACUGCUACAUACUAGGUUCAUAUAUCAUAUUUUACACCUUAUCCACAGAAGAUACUUGUCUGCCUGGCUGGGAGGUGUCCACUCUGGAGUUGUUUAUCUCUGCGACAGUGAACCGAGGCCGCAACAACAGAGGGCAGUGCGACAAGAAACAAUGUUUGAGGGCACAACAGGCUGGUCAGCAGUUUUAAAAUCACUGUGCAAGGUACUAAGUGCUCGUAGCGACAAUAAUAAAGCUUCAGUUAGCUUUCCCUGGUGAGGUAGACCUUCUUCGCAGCAGAUAAUGACAAUAACGGUUAUUACGGUCCCUUUAGGUGUCUCAGGAAGCUUUGCCACUGAGCCAGGAUGCACAACAGUCGGGCUGCUUCUGAAAUAACUGUCUUGCUCAUUUCUUUCACUUCUCCUUAUAGCAUAUGCACUGAAUUGUUUACUCAAUGGUACAUAGUAGCAGUAAACACAGUUUUUGAAACAUCAUCAUCAUCAUCUCGUCAUUACUGACAGCUUUAGAGGUGCACAGCAUAGAUUUUCUCAUCAGUAUUAUGCACUGCAUUAGAGCCCGACCGAUACUGAUUUUAGGGAGUAAGAAAUAGUGAUAUCAUUAUGUUGGCUAAUACUUUUUAUAUAUGUAACAGUGAUAUUGAAAAGUAAAUAUUGUUGAUUACCUUUCCA
This is a messenger RNA of Stegastes partitus (bicolor damselfish), 2149 nucleotides long. RefSeq names its product coiled-coil domain containing 92Ba (gene ccdc92ba). Lineage: Eukaryota; Metazoa; Chordata; Actinopteri; Pomacentridae. The transcript is spliced from 3 exons. The record is from RefSeq and is a predicted model, not a curated record. Bases 1 to 894 code for a protein of 297 amino acids.